AUGCAAUGCCAAGACUCCAACAGUCUAAAUGAAGAGAGACCCUUUUCCUCGAAACCAAGAAUUGAUUGGGAAAGCAUCAUUGCUGAUGACAACUCUUCAUCAGAAAAUGAAAGUUUAGCAGAAAUUCACCCAAAUGUUGUUAAUGGUUUUAAAGGCGAAGAGGACGACGAAAUUGAUGAAGAAGUACCUUUAAUAAAGCUUCAGAAACAUAACGUCCUAGAACAAGAAGAGAGUAAUGUUCAUUUUCCAAAAACGAACAGGAAGCGCCCUCGAAGCAGAAGUUCUUCAGAACCCAAGGAAAAGGAUAUUUAUACGCCAUUGGAACGACAAUAUAUCGAGUUGAGAAAGAAAUAUAAAAACUGUAUCUUGGCUAUCGAAGUAGGUUACAAAUAUCGCUUUUUCGAUGAAGAUGCAAAAAUUGUGUCAAAGACUCUUGGCAUUGGUUGCUAUUAUGAACAUAAUUUUCUUAAUGCCAGUAUCCCUUCUUACCGUAUAGAUUUUCAUUUGGAGCGUUUAAUAAAUGCUGGCCUUAAAGUUGCCGUAGCCAAGCAGACGGAAACAGCGGUAUUCAAAUCGACUGGUAAUACUCGAAAUACACUUUUUCAGCGUGAUGUAGUUGGCAUGUAUACUAAAGGCACCCUUAUUCGUGAAAGUACUUCUCGGUAUGAUCAUCGACUAAACGGCUCUCUUCAAGAAUCCCAGCAAAUCCUAUGCAUUUCCGAAAGCUCCAUUUCUAAGAAAAUUCCCUCAGGAAAGGUCCAAAUAGGCUUUCUAUGUACUCAACUGUCGUCUGGAACUUUCAUAUACGACCAAUUUGAAGAUGACAUAUUAAGAAGCAACUUACAAACAAGGCUUUCACAUCUUCAACCAUGCGAGAUCAUCUUUUCCGACCAACUUUCUUCAGAGUCUAUUGCUUUGCUAAAUCAUUAUAUCACUACAGAGCAAUUAAUCGGGAGAAAGGUUUGCAUUCAAUAUGUCGACCAGCAUACCCCAAAAUUAUCUCUAGAAAAUGUGUGCAAUUUUUUUUCAUCAAAUUUUUACGAUUAUGAACAAGUCAUCGUGGAUUUACAUUUAGAAAGGAUAAAGUCUUUGCCAACGUUGUCUAUGGUUUGUUUAGAAAUGACAAUCUCCUAUUUGACCGAGUUCUCUUUGGAAAAAAUAUUAACAAUGUCUGAUUUUUAUCAACCGUUCAGUCACUUUUCUUCGAUGAUUUUGAGUAAGCAAACCCUAGACGGUUUGGAAGUUUUUGCAAAUCAAACUGAUCACUCUUCAACUGGAAGCUUGUUUUGGGUAUUAGAUCACACAUACACCAGAUUUGGACAGCGUUUGCUACAACAGUGGAUCAAAGCUCCAUUGCUAUCUGAAAAUGAAAUCACCAAUAGACUUGAUGCUGUUGAAGAACUCUCUUCUGGAUUCAAUGAGAAUACACAGUUUUUACGCAAACUUUUACACCGAUUGCCUGAUUUAGAGAAAGGUCUUGCAAGAAUAUACUAUCAAAGGUGUACACCUUCAGAAUUACUUUACAUAUUGAAAGGGUUUUACAGAGUGUCUACUGCAUUUCCGUCUGAUCCUAACGAUUCUUUUCAAUCCUUUUUGUUGCGCUCUCUGAUAAAGCAGCUGCCGUCAAUAUUGUCUCCUAUUGACCAUUUUUUGUCUUUAUUUAAUCAUGAGAAAGCCGCGGAAAACAAUAAGUUAGAAAUGUUUCAGAAUGUUGAUGACUUUGAUUCCAUUGGAGACUCUUCUUCUGAAGAUUCUCAGUCCAUCUUCAAAAUUCGUGAACACAAGAUGGGUAUAGUGAUGGUUGAGACAGAACUAAGUGUUCACCUGCAGGAACUCCGGAAUUACCUCAACUAUCAAGAACUAGGUUAUACAACUUGGGGAAACAUAAAGUUUUGUAUUGAGCUAUCUAGAGGCUGUAAAAACAUACCAGAAGACUGGGUAAGGAUAAGCGCUACUAGAAGCUUAAUUCGCUAUCACACACCAAAAGUACAAGCUCUUAUGCUUGAGUUGGCUCAACAUAAGGAAGCUUUAGCUAUAUCAUGUGAAGAAAUCUAUAUAUCUUUUUUGAAGAAGAUAUCUGGGUAUUAUAAUGAAUUAAGAAGGGUUACUGUAGCGGUUGCCUCACUGGAUUGCUUACAUUCUUUUGCUUGUGUCUCUUCACAAACUGGUUAUGUUCGACCCCAGUUGACAACCAACGAUCUCUACGUGGAAGAAAGUAGACACCCUAUGAUUGAGUUAUUGACCGAUGAACCAUAUGUACCAAAUGAUAUUAGUCUCAAUGCUGAAGGUAUACAAACAUUGCUUAUUACUGGACCAAAUAUGGGAGGUAAGACCUCGGUAGUGAAGCAGCUUGCUUUGACGUCCUUGAUGGCACAAUGCGGAUGCUUUGUCCCUGCUAAGAGUGCCCGUUUACCUUUAUUUGAUUCUAUUCUUGUAAGAUUAGGAUCUACCGAUAAUAUAGUUUUAAAUAUGUCAACUUUCAUGGUCGAAAUGUAUGAGACAAAUGAAAUUUUAAACAAAGCUACGGAUAAAUCUCUCGUGAUCUUUGACGAGCUUGGAAGAGGAACGAGCACUAUUGAUGGAGAAGCAAUUUCCUAUGCAGUAUUAUAUUAUUUGAUUUAUUACGUACGUCCAUACCUGCUAUUUGUCACUCAUUAUCCUGGCCUGAGUGUUUUGGAAAAGCAGUUUAAGCAGCGACUUCGUAGUUAUCACAUGGGUUAUGUGAAAUUAGGAGGAAGCGAUCAAAAUUCUCAAAGUAUAUCGUUUCUGUAUAAGCUAGUCCCCGGUAUUGCUUCCAGAAGCUAUGGAUUGAAUGUUGCUAGAAUGGCAGGAAUACCAAUUUCCAUUAUUUAUCGAGCAGAAGAAAUGAGUGAAGAACAUGAAAGAGAUCAAUGGCGCCUCAGGAAAACCCGCACAUUACUAAAAUUAAAAAAAAUUAUCCAAAAUGCGAAGCUGUCAGAAUCGACUUUUGAAGAAUUGAUAUCCUGUUUUUCAGCUUUGGAAACCAAUGAGUUUAUUGAAAUGGCUGAAGGCUUUUGA
This is a messenger RNA of Schizosaccharomyces octosporus yFS286, 3039 nucleotides long. RefSeq names its product MutS protein 3. The record is from RefSeq and is a predicted model, not a curated record. The coding region runs from base 1 to 3039 and encodes 1012 amino acids. The transcript is spliced from 2 exons. Gene Ontology annotation, biological process: mitotic recombination; mismatch repair. Gene Ontology annotation, cellular component: nucleus. Gene Ontology annotation, molecular function: mismatched DNA binding; ATP-dependent DNA damage sensor activity; ATP binding. NCBI's taxonomy places the organism in Eukaryota, Fungi, Ascomycota, Schizosaccharomycetes, Schizosaccharomycetales, Schizosaccharomycetaceae.